AGAAGAAAGAGGAAGGAAAAAAAAGAGAAGUAAAAAAAAAGAAGAAAAACAGGAAAACAUAGAGAGAGAGAGAGAGAGAGAGAGAGAGAGAGGAAAAAAAAAGGAAGAGGAAAAGAUAAAGGGAGGAUCGCCACGCCACGGUGUGGAUCCAACACUCAUGCCUCGUUCGUAGCAUCGAUAUCGUCGAUAAGAAGGUGACGAGGAGAACGGAACGGAACGGAACAGAACGGAACGGAACGAAACGAAACGAAACGGGGAAAAAAAGCGGAACGUAACGAAACGGAAGAAAUGGCAACGAAAAAUUUCUUCAUUCUAGGAAUACUCUUAGGGAUCUUGGAGAUCGUCUACGUUCGCGGACGGCUGAUUCGAUUAGAUAUCUCGAAUCCAGACGUAAUCGUUUCCACGGGCGAAAAGUUGACUAUAAGGUGUUUAACGGACUACGACGGCGAGACUACAUGGUACAAGGACAACGUGGCACUGCGUCAUUCGUCAACGAGGUUGCGGGUUAUGAAGCAAACGUUAAGAUUCAAAUACAUUGAGAUAAGCGACGCCGGUUCUUACGGUUGCUCAACCGAAACUGAUGAUGAUAAUGAUAAUAAUAAAACGAUCGAAUGGAGGAACGUUACGUUAAAAGUUGAAGAGGCUUUACAAAACGAUGGUUACCAUCGCGAGGAUGAUGGGAAAAUUGGUAAUGUUCUCGAAGGACUCGGACCGAGCGAGGAAACGAACGAGCUUGAAAUCGAGGCGAGAAAUCUACCUGAGACGCGUUCGUUGCAUUUGGACAGUGAGAAAUCUGACGUAGAAUUGGACAACGAUAAAGGUGAAAACGAAAUGGCAGGGGAACAUAACAAAACUUUACCCGACCGUCCGCCUUCUUUCAACAAAAGCGACGAGAUGCAUGGAAGUAUCGUAAAACCUGCUGGAAAUAUGUUACGACUUAAAUGUCCAAGCGUCGGUAAUCCUAGGCCUAACAUUACCUGGUUGAAAAACAACGAAGAACCUAAGAGAUCUCUUGGUACAAUGAUCAAAACAAAAUGGACAUUAAGACUGGAAGACCUCGUGCCCGAUGACAGUGGAAACUAUACUUGCAUCGUCUGCAAUCAUCUCGGUUGCAUAAAUCAUACGUUCAAGGUCGACAUUAUAGAGACCGUGAGGCACCGACCGAUCCUGACGCGACCCCCACGAAACACAACUGUACUCCUAGGAAGCAACGCUAGUAUGACAUGUGAGGUCCUCUCGGAUGCCCAUCGUCAUCUUGAAUGGUAUCACGGUUGUCAUACAUCUUUCGAUACCGUCAACAAAACGAAUCAGACUGUCCGGGUGGAGGUCAAGGCUGGUAUCGCUGAAAAUCCUGAAGUAUUGAAGCUCUACAACGUCACCGAAAAAGAUGAAGGAUGGUAUACCUGUAUAGCGCAAAAUACAUUGGGGGAGACAUUUAGCAGUGCCUAUCUACGAGUCGUCGAAACGUUGGAGGAGCAUCGUGUACCGCUUGCAGCGAGGCCGCAAAUCCUGGUUAACGUUUUGGCUGCAGUACUAUGCGUAUUCUUUGCCGUUGGUGUCGUCGUAGUGAUCUACAUAUUUCAUCGUUUAAAACGCGAGAAGAUGAAGAAACUAUUGGCUAUAGAAACUGCACGUGCUGCGGUUGUAACCCAAUGGACAAAAAAGGUUAUAGUUGAAAAGCAGAAACUGGUUAACGCCCAGAACGUACAGGAACCAUUAUUAAUGCCAGUGGUCAAGAUAGAAAAGCAAAAGUCUACGGUAACUACGGAGGACAGUAAUGGCGGUAGUAUAUCAGAGUACGAAUUGCCGCUUGAUAGCGCUUGGGAAUUGCCGCGAGAACAAUUGACCUUGGGCAAUACGCUUGGUGAAGGUGCCUUUGGGAAGGUCAUCAGAGCGCAAACCAAUACCGGGAAACCUGGUAUACCUAACGUCGUUGCCGUCAAAAUGUUAAAGGAGGGUCACACGGACGCCGAGAUGAUGGAUCUUGUAUCUGAGAUGGAGAUGAUGAAGAUGAUCGGCAAACACGUUAACAUAAUAAACCUAUUGGGUGCGUGUACACAGGGCGGACCACUUUACGUUGUUGUUGAGUUUGCACCUCACGGUAAUCUUCGAGAUUUCCUUCGCGAUCAUCGUCCAUCCUCUUCCGGUUAUGAGCCAACGAUCGGUCAAGAAGAAAAGGAACGAAAGACCCUAACACAAAAGGACUUAGUGUCGUUUGCUUAUCAAGUUGCACGAGGAAUGGAAUAUCUUGCUAGUAGAAGAUGUAUACACAGAGAUCUAGCAGCACGAAAUGUUCUCGUUAGCGACGAAUAUAUCCUCAAGAUCGCUGACUUCGGUCUUGCAAGGGACAUACACUGUCACGAUUACUAUAGAAAAACGACCGACGGCAGGUUGCCUGUUAAAUGGAUGGCACCGGAGGCUCUUUUUCAUCGGGUAUAUACCACUCAGUCCGACGUAUGGUCGUAUGGCAUACUGCUGUGGGAAAUAAUGACGCUGGGUGGCACACCAUAUCCAUCCGUACCCUCGGUCGAGAAACUUUUUCAAUUGCUGAGGACGGGACACAGGAUGGAAAAACCGCCAUGUUGCUCGAUCGAAAUAUACAUGCUCAUGAGAGACUGUUGGAGCUAUCAACCAAACGAGAGACCGAUGUUCGGUGAAUUGGUCGAAGAUCUCGAUAGGAUAUUAACGAUAACGGCUAACGAGGAAUAUUUAGAUCUCGGUUUACCCCAAUUGGAUACACCACCGUCCAGUCAAGAAUCGAGCGAUGAUGCCGAGGACGAUGAAACCGGCGAACAAUUUCCGUACCUGUUAUAAAAUCUUUUCGAUUAAGGCUGACACGCAUAAAAGAAGAAUGAAAAAAAAGAAAAAAAAAAAAAAAGGAAGAAAGAAAAGAGCUCCGCGCAUGCUAUGAAAGCUGCGAAGACGUUUAUCGAAGACGAGGAUAUCUAACCUCGACUUUUGACAAAACCAAAAAAAGUGAAAAGAAAAGAAAAAGAUAAAAAAAUGAAUAAAAAUAAAUGAAAAAAAAAAAAAAAAAAAAAAAAAAAAAAAAAAAAAAAAAAAAGUGAAAUUAAAUGAAAUAAAAUAAAAUAAAAUGAACAAUUGCGAGAGCGUAAACGACUGAUAUAUAAAAAAAAAAAAAAAAAAAAAAAAAUAUGAGCACGCCAAAUAAUGCAAAUCAGUAUUGAUCUAUAAUAGAGCGUAUACCAUAUUAUCUAUAGAUAAAUCGAGCCCAAGGGAAAUCGUGGAAAUGAAUAAAGUAAAUGGGUAUGUAAUUAAGUACAUACAUUGUAAUUACUUUUGUAUGGGGCGAGUCGAGAGCCGGCGAAUCAAUUUUUUUACGUUCUUUAUUGUUUCGUGCCAUGAACGCGUGCCUUGUUGAAAGAUAGAGAAAGAAAGAGAGAGAGAGAGAGAGAGAGAGAGAAAGAGAGAGAAGCGCAUUGAAAAAAAAACCAAGAAAAUAUCAAAAAAAAAUUACAAAAAUAAAAAAAUUCAAAAAAAACAAACACACGUUAAAAAAGAAGACAAAAAAAAAAUAUUAAAAACGAACAACGAAGGAAAAAAAUGGCUUUCGAUGGACGCCCACAAAUAAGCCGCCCGAAUCGACGAAGAUUGUAUAGCGAAAGAGAAAAAGUGAGAAAAAGAUAGAGCUAGAGAGAGAGAGAGAGAGAGAGAGAGAGAGAGAGAGAGAGAGAGAGUGUGUGUGUGUAUAAUAAAUAGGGCAUCUUGUAAGAUGGCCGAAUAACGUGGGGACACUGCUAGGUGCAUGAUAUUGUGUUUAUAGCUAGUCAAUUUUUUUUUCUUCCUUAAUUUGUACGUCUUUUUUUCUUUUCUUUUUUUUUUCCCCCCUUUUGUAACAUAAUAGUCGUUUUAAAUCCAUUAAAAGAGUGCGUAUCUCUUUUUCGAACGUAAACUCGACGUGAAAAAAAAAAAAAAAACUAAUAUACAAGUACGAACGAACGAAAGAUCGCGGUAUUACGUACGUAAGUACGUAAUGUAGUAUCGUUAAAAUAUAAAAAAAAAAAAAACAAGAGAGAAAAAUACAGAAAGUAAGAGAAAGAGAGAGAGAGAGAGAGAGAGAGAAAACUGAACGAUCAAAAGUGCACAUUAAAUAAUCAAUGCACUAAAGCUGUGUAUGUUAUGUAUGUAUAUGUAUUUAUGUUAAGUUCAAUUUGGAUAUAAUUUAUUCCUCUUACAUUGCCGUGUAUUUUUCUUUUUCUUUCUUUUUUUUUUUUUUUUUUUCUUUUUUUUCGAUAAA
Molecule: messenger RNA, 4258 nt
Organism: Vespa velutina
Lineage: Eukaryota; Metazoa; Arthropoda; Insecta; Hymenoptera; Vespidae
Product: fibroblast growth factor receptor homolog 1-like
Exons: 11
Coding region: 289-2814 (841 amino acids)
Biological process (GO): multicellular organism development; protein phosphorylation; fibroblast growth factor receptor signaling pathway
Cellular component (GO): signaling receptor complex; membrane
Molecular function (GO): ATP binding; fibroblast growth factor receptor activity
Source: RefSeq, a predicted model, not a curated record